Messenger RNA from Trichosurus vulpecula (common brushtail), 537 nucleotides. Its product is annotated as keratin, type I cytoskeletal 15-like. NCBI's taxonomy places the organism in Eukaryota, Metazoa, Chordata, Mammalia, Diprotodontia, Phalangeridae. The record is from RefSeq and is a predicted model, not a curated record. Gene Ontology annotation, molecular function: structural molecule activity.
AUGAGUUACGGCUUUGGCGGAGGAGCUGGUGGUGGUGUCAGUGGAGGGGUUUGUGGAGGAUAUAGAGGAGGCUUUGGUGGUGGCUCUGACUUGGGUGGUAGAGAUGGUGGCCUCCUGUCCAGCAACGAGAAAACCACCAUGCAAAAUCUUAAUACCUGCCUGGCAUCCUAUAUGGAGAAAGUUUCAGCUGGGCUGGAGAGCUCAUUGGCAGAGAUGGAGGGCAGCUAUGCUACUCAACUGCAGCAGACAGGUCUGAUUAGUACCAUCGAGACCCAGCUGAGUGAGCUCCACAGUGAGAUGGGAUGUCAGAAUGAGCAGUACAAGAUGCUCUUGGACAUCAAGACCCGGCUGGAGCAGGAGAUCACCACAUACCACAACCUGCUGGAGGGCCAGGACUCCAAGCUGGUUGGCACCAGUACCAAAGAAGGCUCCCUUAGUGGAGGAGGUGCUGGUGGUAGCAGUAGCAGCAGGGUCCGCAUCACAAUGGAAGAAUCAGUGGAUGGGAAGGUGGUUUCUUCCCCAAAAGGGGAAGUCUAA